AUGCAGCAUUUCCGCACCCUCCUCGACAUGCGUUUGCCGGGACACGUUACGCCGACAGAGGCACGAUGCAGACGCUUCGCAUCGACGAGACAUCGACGAGAUGUUCCAAAACCUCGGGAUCCACCGACUCAUGUUCCAGCAGUACGAGUCUUACCGGAAGGCGACUUGCCUUUUCCUUGCCACCUCGAGCACGACCUGCGACCCGAGCAGACCACACCCGACGGCAGUGACGGGUACAUCACGUUCUGGGCCACCGGACGACGCCAUUACCUCUCAUACAGAGACAUCGACCGAGUUCUUUUUCUGCCAUCCGGCAACCGUCUAGGCCUCGACGUCGACCGCGACGAGAUGCCCUCACUUUGGGGGACGAUCGCGUUUGGGGAUUACUUCUCCUCAAGCGCGAAGUCCGCUCAGAUCAGGAGCCCGCCGGUCCGCUACUUCCACAAGGCGAUCGCCAACACGCUCUUUUCCCGACAGGCCACCGGGAACGUCACAGAGACAGAGAUGGCCAUGAUCGACGUGGCACUCACAGGCAUCCCGUUGAGACUGAUCAACGGGACCGAGCUCCGAGGCAGCAGGACCAUCCGGCACAAGUGCACACUGCGGAUGGGUGGCUUGGUCACACCUCUUCUACGCGCCGUCGGCUUCACACCUGACAGAGAGGACGAGGUCGCGCCACCCGAGUGGCUCGAUCUCGAGUACCUGAGGAACAGCGUCUUCUUGCAGAAGACGUCAGACGCCAGCCGACUCCUGUACCAGUUCACCCACGUCCAGCUCGGCGUUUCCCGCAUGUUGCUCCCCAGCCCCAGCUGGACGACGAUCAGAGGUGGGACCAACGUCGAGUUCAACCCACCUCAGUCUGCUCUCUACACGGAGAUCGCUCGACCGCCAGAGACUACGCCACACCUCAGGCGACCACACACCGCGGCGAUCCAGUCACACGAGCUCGACACCAUGCAGACGGACGAGCUCGACCACUUCCACUUUGCGGGCACACCACCACUGCCAGACAGACCGCCGGCUGAAGGCGGCUCACCAGCACAUCAGCAUUCUUCAGCGGUGGAACAAGGCGCAGGACAAGAUCACCAACAAGCUGAAGAGCAAGGUGAAGAAGAUGGCUGA
Messenger RNA from Microthlaspi erraticum, 1122 nucleotides. NCBI's taxonomy places the organism in Eukaryota, Viridiplantae, Streptophyta, Magnoliopsida, Brassicales, Brassicaceae. The record is from the annotation of a GenBank genome assembly.